UCGAUGGAUACAAACCGAGGAAAAGCAACGAGGCGUCGCGCUCUGCACUUAUGAUGUCGUCAAUAAUGAUAAUCCUACUCAUACGUAGAGACACAAUGCUACACAAGAGGCAACAUCGGUGGCGUACUAGCUCUCCAAUAUUAUAAGGAGGUACUAUAACACUGAUCGGCCUCACAGAUAGACACCUACCGCUAUAUACGAGGCUCCAUGCCAUGACAUUGCUAUUCCUACGUAGUUUCGAAUAAAAAAUAAUCCUACGCUUAUGAAGAUGUCAACUACAUGUGUCAAGCAUAAUCCUGCGUGCCUUAUGCUACCAGAACUCCCUACUCAAAUUGUCCCGAACUUGUUAGUUGUACUCAUUAGUUCUACUAGAAGAACAGAAGCUAAUUUGUAGAGCCGGGAGGUGAAAGACAUGAUUGAUGAAGCGAAGUAUAGGGAAAACAUCUGUUGAGUGGGGAAAAAUUCUUACAGGAGUGAGUACUACGGGGGAAAAUUCUUACAAGGAGUGGGGCGUCGAGUAUCUAUGGCCGCAGCCUUACAGUCAAGAGUGAGCAACAGAUCUGGAAACGUAAUAAACUGUUCGGGGAUCAUACUUUUCUAAGAAUAGAGCUGUUUCUGCUGGGGCGCGAUAUUGGUCCGCGGCUCCGACGAUCCUUCCGGUACAUCGUAGAUGAAGUUGACACUGUGCUUUAUCCUGUUCGCCAGUUGAACAUGCCACUAGUUAAGGUGAACUACAGGUCACUAGUUGAUUGGAUUCUUCCUUUAUAUGAGGAUGAGGCUUAGGUCCAGCGACGCUCAAAGCACAUAAGUAAAGCAACCGGCUUGCUUUCCCUCUGCGUCAUAGGCUUCUCCCUUCAUGCAGUCAAGUACUACUACUAGAACAGUACAGGGCCACUAGUACGAGAAAUUGCAUCAAGUGGAGCACUAUCUACUACGCACUGUAUCAAGUAUGAUCUUGAGCAGGCCACUAGCUAAGCUUAAGUCCAUCACAUACUUACUUUGAACUCAGGAGAGGUUGUCAUGGUCUCCAAGAGUGACAGGCUUGCCAGGAACAUCUUACUCGGCCAGGAACAUCUUACUCUAGUAGUCCCUAACUGAAUAUGAUACUUCUAAACUAGGAGACACGGAGCCAUUGGAAACUGUCGCGCUGCAAACGACCGUCUCGCUGUACGUCCAGAUGGUCAAAUAUAUGCAGCAGGUGGCACCAAAUAUCGCGAAGGAGAAACUAAAGUCUGUGGCUGAGGUGUCGAAGGAGGACAUCCCUAAAUUGUUCGUCACGGGUGAAACUUACGGCAAGGAACUAGAAAAUGCGUCGGAAAUACGAGAUGAAGACAAGAACGCAAUACUAUCUCUUCUUGCGUCUUACUCAUUAUAAUAGGCAGGAGCCAUUUAACUACUCACUAUUUUUCCCUUCAACACUCAGGAAUAUCCCCUUCAACUCGGUAUCUCCCUCAACGCAGUGUCCCUUUGGAACGCAAUAUUCCCUUCAUCAGCUCAGUACUUCCUUGCAACUCGGAAGUAUCCCCUUCAUCAGCUAAGUACUCCCUUGCAAGUCCAUACUCAAAAUUGUUAUUUUUUUAUCUAGGUGACCAACAGGCCCGAGAACAUCAAACUGGGGCAUCUAGGACAACUCAAAAAUCAUAUAUGAACACGCUGAGAGGCCCAAGGGGAGGAAGGCGCCAAGUUUUGAGGCCUUCCACCACUAGAAUCCGGGAAAAAUCCGCGCGGAAAAGCGCGCGGGCGCGCCACCACAGACCAGACCACAGGGGGGGGGCCGUUCGGCCCUGAGUCAUAUAUACAUAUCUACUCAAUUGCCCGCUUUUCAUCUAGUAGGCGCGUCUCAACCUGUACAUCCACUUCAAGCACAAGGCUAAUAAUGAAGCUUGCAUUUAUUAUUAUUUUUUCAUCUAGUAGGCUAUCUAGAAAGUUGACACACGUAGGAAAGUCGCGGAGAGCUUUGACACGGCUCUAACAGAAGCAUCGCAUCUCCCCAGAGGAUUUUGACAAAGAGAUUGCGCCCUACCUGGCGCGCAGCGUCUGUGCAACGGCUGUCACGAUACAUCACCACAACUACAGGUACUACAAACACUAGGCAGCUGUAGAUUGACAAUAUCACUUGCUGGAGCCGGACUAGAAGGUUAGUAGAGCUGGUGUAGACUAGUCAAAGUCCUACACUCAUCCAUACAUAGAAUACAAAUACUAGGAGUGUGCAACAACAAAAUACUAGGACUGCGGAGGCGUGUAAAGA
Molecule: messenger RNA, 2248 nt
Organism: Amoebophrya sp. A25
Lineage: Eukaryota; Dinophyceae; Syndiniales; Amoebophryaceae
Source: the annotation of a GenBank genome assembly